Messenger RNA from Aspergillus bombycis, 753 nucleotides. Its product is annotated as DUF614 domain protein. The record is from RefSeq and is a predicted model, not a curated record. Bases 1 to 753 code for a protein of 250 amino acids. NCBI's taxonomy places the organism in Eukaryota, Fungi, Ascomycota, Eurotiomycetes, Eurotiales, Aspergillaceae. The transcript has 3 exons.
AUGCACAGGCAGCUACGCUUGGAUACCUCCGUUGGAGACAAUCAGCGAUAUUCCUUCAUUGAGACACCACUGGAAAUGCAUGCUUCUGGAUUACGAAAUGGUCAACAGCAGCAAGAACCGCCGCCGUCGCAAUCAUUAGCAGGAUCCAAGUCUGAUCCUAUACCCGCACAGGCUGCAGCAGAGCAAGGACAACCACAACGCCUACCACCAUUGAAUGAGAAGGCACAGUAUGUGCGGCAAGAAUUGAUGGCCCCUGGUAACCCCGGGGGCCCGAAUUCUGAAGAGCAUCCUGCCAUCUCUGCCCCUUUUGCAGACGUGGUGCCUCAGCCGGUCCAGCAACACGAUGCAGUUGUGCCGGACUACUCGUAUGCGGUGCCGCCUCCAAACUCCCCAGGACCACUUCCGGCCAAGACAUAUCCAGAAACCCCAGCGCAAGUAACCCGGUUGCAAACUAUGGCUAUUGUACCGGACACAAAUCCUCUACAGUCUCCACAAGUACCCUACUUUCCCGGACCACCGACGGCCUCAGGGACAUCCUACACGCCAUUGGCAGACGAAGUUGCAGCCUAUCAUCGGCCAGGCCAGGGCUCAUGGCGACAAUUCAACAUAGACGAACCCGCAAAGCGUAUGAAUGAAAAAGAAAUCAAGAAACGUGAGGAAGAGCGUGCGAAUGCAGCCAGGGCUACAGGAGCAACCCUUGUAUCACCAUAUUUGGCUCCACCGCAGAUGACAUACGGUCCUUUGUCAAGAUAA